AUGAAUGAGACUGGAGAUGUUGGUUCAUUAAUAAGAAGGGAUGCUGAUUCGACGGUAAGGUCUAGUUGUGAUCUGGUACUCAGAAGGGAUGUUGAUGUGGUGAUAAAAAGGGAUAAACCUGCGAUGAGAGGAGAAGAAUCAAUGGUAGGCAGUGGCGAGUCUUCGAUAAGAACUGGUGAAUUUUCAAUGAAAAAUGGUGAAUCCAAUGAUCGUCUGGUUGAUUAUUUUGUUAUUAUUGCAUACGAUCAAUCUCAAGCUCAUAUUGCUAUACUUUGUACCAUUACACAUGAUGAAAAUGUGCUGCAAGUUUUGUCGGCGAAAGAAUGCGACCGGUUUUUAAGAAAAGUAUUGUGUAAUAUUGAGCAAGAUUUGACGAGCUUUGAUAUUUUUCAUAAAGGUCAUGGUAAUAGCGUUGGAAGUAUACUUCAGAGAUUUCCUGUCGAAGAUUGGCCAAAUAUUUCUUUAUCAUCAAGUCUUGAAGUGUUUUCUCGACCUCAAGGUUGGUCUCUACAAUCCGAUGCUAAAUCGCCCAGUUUUUUUGUUAAUACUUUAACCGAUAUCCUCGGAUCACGUCAAUAUUCUUGUUGCCUUCAGGUUUAUGAACCAUAUGGAAAUGUGGAUGAUGAACUGGAUGAUAGUUCUUUUGGUACUUCAAAUUUAUUCGCUCCUAAAGUUAUUGUCAUUCUUUCACGUUUUCCGUUUUUCGAUCUAUUUCGGCAUUGCUUGAAUCAAAUUCAUGUCGCUUUGAUCGAUUCAAAAACUGAUGUGGAAUCUAUGAUUGCAACAUUACUCAGUUCCAUAAAUCUUGCCUAUGGAGCACCUGCUGUCUCUUUUUGUCUAAAUAAUGAGCGUUACUGUGUUCGUGCUCCUUUAUCACCAACAGUUCCUGUCUCUUCUGAUAAAGUCGUGUCAUUCAUUCGUCAUAUGGGCACAAUUCACAAUGUUAUAACUCUGUUGUGCGCUGUGAUGACUGAUCAUAAAAUUUUAUUUCGGUCGAGUUCUUUGUCAUUGUUAUCAGAUAGUUGUUUCGCUUUGCGGUCUCUUUUAUAUCCAUUUGAAUAUCCAUAUACUUAUGUUCCUAUUCUGCCAGAAUUAUUAAUAGAAUAUCUGGAAAGUCCAACACCAUAUAUAAUGGGAAUUUUGGAUAGUUUUCGAAUACGCUGUACCGAUUUAGAUGCAAUAGUUGUGGAUUUAGAUGUUGGAGCUGUUCAUGUUCCACCUUCAAUCGUAAUUCCAUGUUUACCUCAACCAUAUCAACAACGUCUUAUUCAUUCAUUACAGAUGGUUUUAUUCCCUACUUUAACAACUGCCGAUAAUUCAUGGAAAGUCGGGCAACCUCCAUUUCCCACAAAUGAAGUGCAGGAUAAGCGUAUUCGUGCAUGCUUUUUACGAUUUUUCGUUGAUAUAACUCGUGGUUACCGAUGUGCUCUGGAAGUUGUUCGACUUCAUUCAUCUCCACUUAUUGUCUUUCAUAAAUCAGCAUUUUUAGGCGCUCGAGAUUUUUCAUCAUCUUCUUUGAUUCGUACUUUUCUUGAUAGUCUUUUAUUCCAGUCAUUUAUUUCGGAACGUGGACUGCCUUUUAGAAUCUGCGAUCUGUUUGAUGAUGUUAAUCUGGUCAAUCACCUAUCGUUUUGUGAAAACCCGUCGAAAGUGGUGUUAAUGGAAAAUGUUUUAGAUAUUACCGAGAAAUUGUUGGAGAAUGUUGGUUUUUAUUUUAUUACAGAAUACCAGGAUUCGUCAUAUUCCGUUGGUUCAUUUUUGAAUAAUAGAUGUUUCUCUGUACCAACCGCAGUUACAAAAUUGAGAAAUAUUGCUGAAAAUAAGGUAACAUCAUUAAUCGAAGAAAAUCUUAAUAAAGCUCUUCCUUUAUGCGGUUCCUAUUCUCAUCCUCGGAAGGUCCCUAGCCCAAGAAUCUUUAAUGUAGAAUCGGAACGCCUUGGUGUGGUCUCAAGACGUUUGCAGGUUCUUAGUGGAUGUCUGCGCCAUAUAUUCGAUAUGAAACUAUCCGAUGCCAGAAAGAUGUUAUGUGCUGUUGAAUUAUCUAUGAGAAGUGUAAAUGCAAGAGUUGCACUUUGUCAGCUUUUAUGGGCAAAUAUCACUUCAGCUAAUCGUGCAGUUUUAAUGCCUCAACAGUUUGAAUUAGUUGUUCGUCUAAUCAAUUGCGCUUUAAGUCAAGAAUCGAAGGAAGAUGAACAUGGCAUAGCCUAUGCAAUGCUGUACUUGUCGAAUAUGUAUUGUCGACGACUGAGCGCUGGUGUUCAUCAAUUUGCAUAUACCUGCAUACAGGAUCAUUUUGUUUGGGAUAAUCAGCAAUUCUGGGAAGCAGCUUUUUUUCAUGAUGUGCAUAGACAAUUACGUCGACUUUAUUUGCCACGAAAAGAAGAUUGUGAUUGUCCUUUUCCCUUAAAAGAGCAUAUAACCGAUACCUGGAAUCUAAUGGAAAGGCCAUCAGGAUUAGAACUGGCUAGCGAAAUUUUGGCGAAUAUUACGCAUUUUAAUGAAAUGCAGUUGAAACAAAAGGCUAUUGAAGAAAAUUCUAUAGUUUAUGGACAAGCUAAGCAUUAUAUUAAUCUGAUGGUGUACAUGAGAACUCCACUGGAUGUUUCUAAACUAAGAAGUGUAAAUACACGAGAGUUAGAAAGACGAAGCAAUAGACAAAUAAGUAAAGUCGAUGAUGAUGAAGAAACCGAUUCUACGGAGAGUGCGAGUGAUGUUGAAAGUGGGUUUAUUGAAGCUGAUUCGAGUGAUCUCGGAAAUUCCACCGUUAGAUGGAUCAGUAGGUUGAUCGAUAGAAUUUGCUCUGCUGCUGGAUUGGAACUUCAGCAGAUAGAACGUCUUUGCCGUGAAAUACCUGGAUUUGUCGCUCUUCAUAUUGAUAAUCUUGAGCAAGUUUAUAUGGAAAGUAAAAGGCUUUCUCCUUUGCAGAAGAUAAAAUUAAUGCAACCAGCGCUACUGUUCCCGGCUGAACGAAUAGUAAUUAAUGGCUUACGCGUUUUUUUGUUGAAUGAUGGCAGAUCAGAAAACAUACAAGGAGAAUCAAUACAAAAUCUUUUGCCCGCAGAGGGGGCUAUUUUCUUAACAAAUUACCUAUCUGAACAAACUGUUAUUCGAACAAUGCCGAUAGCUUCCUUAGUUAAAGAAAAACAGAUUGGUGAACAAGCUAUUCAGAAUUCUUCGCAAUUGGAUGGUAUUCCUGUGCGAGUUGCACAUCAACUUCAUGAUGUUAUUCAGAUACGUAGCUCUACAUUUCAGCUGAUGAAAGUCGCAUUCGAUGAAGAAGUGUCCAGUCAAAAGGCAGAAGAGUUCACUGAAACCGUUCUUUCUCUUCGUUGGCCCGAAACACAUCCACACAUUCUUUUUGCUUUUUCAGCAUUUCUACCUACGGCAGUUAGUAACGUAUCUACAAAGCAUAAGUAUGGAACUAUGAGUGAACUUAAAAGGACAUUUUUACGAAAUCCACUUAAAGACAAAAAGCGUUUUCGAACCCCACGAAAGACUUUGCAAUUCAAAAAUAAUAUCGAAACUAUGCCAGCUUCUUGGAAUUCUUCUGUUUCUGAUUAUGGUAAAAGUUUGAUUGAUCCAUCGACUGCUAGUCUACAUCAUCAUUAUUUAAUUGAUUAUGAUCGCAUUGGGUUAAAUCAUGGUAUUUUUCGGCUGUCGCUUGCCAACAAGCGCUAUGACCUAUCAAAAGGAUAUCCUCAUAUCAUUGUGGUGCCAAAUAGUGUGAAUGAUGAAUAUUUUACGAAAAUAAGCAAAGGGUUUAAACACGGUCGUUUCCCAGUUAUAACUUGGAAGAGUGAAGUUGGUGCACUGUUAAUUCGUGGAGCAGGUCUAACGUCGCAAACCAUGGUAUCACGAUUCAAAAAGCAGGCCAAUUUACGUAACACCAUGGAUAGUCAUAUAUUGCCUUCUGCGGCUGAUGUAUUUGAUCCUUUAACCUCUCAUGAUUUUUCCUCUCCAAGUAAUAUCGAUCUACAGGAGCAAUAUAUGUCUAUAUUCGCUUUACUUUCGCCUUCUGAGAGAAAUCAAGAUGGUCGAUUACUACUUUCACAAUCGAUAGAAUCAUUGCUUUCUCUCGAUUCACUGAUGACUUGCGACAAUCGUUCAACAACAUCUAGUGGAGAUUUGAAUAAAAGAUAUCAGAAUGAUUUUACUCGUCAUGCAGUCAACUUCGUUCGUGGAACUAGUGGUAAAUCCACAAGCCAAGGAAGUCAAGCGAUGAGUGAUUAUUCUGGCAGCUUAUCUGGUGAACAAAUUCCACAUUAUGCAUUGCGUGCAGUAGCUAUCGCAAAGGCACGUGAACUGAAACAGUCGCUGAUAUUAACUCGAUGUCCUCUCUACAUUUUUGGUGAUUCUAAUCAAUCGAAAGUACUUAAACUUGACAAAAAUUGUGAAUUUAUUCCUGUUACAUUUCCAACUGCUCAUGAUAUCAAAAUCGCCUUCAAGAAAUUCUUAAGAGCUGUAUGUCCAAGUUGGCCAGCUGCUAGUGACCAGUUAUUGGAUGAUGCAAGUUGGUUACAAAUGGUUUCCUGUAUACUUACUUUAUCAAAUGCCAUUGCUGAAAUGAUAGACGUGCAACAUUCAUCCGUGGCCAUUUGCCUAGAAAACGGCUGGGAUGCGACUUGUCAGAUUAUCUCAUUAGCACAGUUAUUUUUGGAUCCAUAUUACAGGACCUUCGAUGGCUUUCGCGUUUUGAUAGAAAAGGAAUGGCUUGCUUUCGGGCAUCGCUUCUCAUAUCGUGCAAAUCAUUCCCAAACUUCUCAAGGCAGCGGUAUCGCUCCCGUUUUCCUAAUGUUUCUUGAUGCAGUCCACCAGGUUUUGGAGCAGUUUCCAACUGCAUUUGAAUUUAACGAUUUUUUUCUUCGUUUCAUCGCAUAUCAUUCAUGUUCGGCUCGUUUUCGGACGUUUUUAUUAGAUUCGGAAGUCGAAAGAAUCAAGUUCGAUUUAUUAUGUCUUUCGGCUGGCGAUCCUCGAUCAUCUUCCAUUUGGACGUGGAUCAAUGAGAAAAGAUCAUUGUCGCAAAUUUUUGAAAAUUUUGCUUAUUUACCGGAGCAAACUGGAAUCAUUCGACCGCAGAGCAGUAUCGCCAGUUUAGAUUUGUGGUCUUAUUAUAGUGAGGAUUAUCUCGCACAUGGUUCACCAUAUGAUAUAGAAGUUGCUGAAAUAGAACACCAGCAACGAGAAGAUGAGCGUUUUGAGACGCUGGCUGAAGCUAAUGCUUCAGGAACGGUGACAAGAAGGCGUACAUUAAAUUCAAAUUAUUCAUGCAUAAAUUUCAUUGCUUUGGACUCAUUUUCAUCAUAUCUUGAGGAUCAUUUACGUUUUCGAUCAUUAUACGAUGGUGAAAAUGUUGAACGAAGCGAGUCAUGGAAGAAGAUUUUCAAUGAGGCAGAUGUUCGUAUGAUGUCUAAGAAUUCUGUUCAAUGCUCGGAUGAAAAAGAAAAUUUAUUAGCCAUGAUGAAAUGGCGAUAUCACUUGAGACGAACUAUGCAAAAAAAGGAUACAAUUAAGUUGUUAUUGCGCGGUGUUGGUCAUCAGCAUCGUUUAUCUCGUUUUCGUGAAAACGAUUCCUGCUCUGGUCAUCAAUUUAUUGGUCAGCCGGUUACCCCAGGAGAUGUUUGUGCUGUUUGCCAUCAAAGUUAUCCUGGAACAACUGUAAAGAACAUACAUCGUUGUUCUGGAUGUGGGAUGACUUGUCAUGAAAAGUGUUCUCCAAUAGUUUCAUCUCCUUGCCCUGCCAUGAAAGUUGAAAUUAAGAACACUACCGUCUCUAAAAAUUCACCGCCACCAGCCGUUUCUCCAAUAUCUGAAGAUAAAACUUUAACUCCAAGUGGAACUCGUCCUCAUGCAUAUGCUACUCACGUUGGUUAUUUAAUGAAAAAAGGUGCGACAUUUAAAUUGUGGAAGCCACGAUGGUUUGUACUGGAUUGCAGUAAACAUCAGCUAAGAUAUUAUGAAAAUGAAAAUGAUUUAAAUUGUCGAGGCAUAAUCGAUUUGGCCGACAUUCGAUCAGUGGAUACGACUUUAAGCCAAACCCUUAAAAAGCCAUUACUUGAGAUUAAAACUACGAGGAGAUCAUAUUCACUAUUGGCUGAAUCAAGAAGCGAUGCUGAAACUUGGGUGGAAAAAAUUUUAAUUGCUAUACGUGAUUAA
This is a messenger RNA of Dracunculus medinensis (Guinea worm), 6153 nucleotides long. The record is from the annotation of a GenBank genome assembly. Lineage: Eukaryota; Metazoa; Nematoda; Chromadorea; Rhabditida; Dracunculidae.